AACGAAUACGAAUGCACACCUAACAACACUCCCAGAAACCAUUUCUUCAGCUUCCUGUUUUCCUUGCAUAGUUUUUUUUUCCGUCUUUGAUAUUUUUUCUUAUGCAUUUACCUUUUUAUUUUUCAAUGACAGUCGGGCCAUAUAUCUUCAGAAAAUCUGUGAGCAUUGCUUCCCAACAUGGUGGCAUUGCAUUUGAUAACAAUAUCAACUUACUGUUAGCUUACAAGGACUACACUCCAGAAAAAGUUUUGUGUUUAUGAUGAUCAAUUUAUGUAUGAUAUUCAUGUCAACCUAAUGAUCGUCAUUAUUCGACAUGACUUUAAUCGCUGCUUUAAGUCGCUUUGUGCGGCGUUAUGUUUUUAGUGCUGAAGUUUUAAUUUUGUGUAUUCUCUUAUUCCUUAUUUAUAAUUCCGGUCGACUGCAUGUGGAACCAUUGCGUAAAUAUUUUCAAAAGGCACGUAUCAAAUUACAACUAAAGUGGAAUGGAUAUUACGAUCAGAUUCCCGAGGAAAGUGAGAAACAAGUCACGGAAAAGAAAACUAAAGCGUCAUGGGAGUUACGGAAAGGCAACAUUGCCAUUUAUGCAAUUCAAGGGCGCCGCUCUCAUAUGGAAGAUCGCUACAACUUUAUUAGCAACCUGGAUGAUACCCAGACUUCAAUUUAUGGUAUAUUUGAUGGCCAUGGUGGAGAGGUAAGAGGAUAUUCCUAAUUGGUGUACUUUAUAGCUAUUCGACAUACCAAACUAUU
Molecule: messenger RNA, 747 nt
Organism: Octopus sinensis (East Asian common octopus)
Lineage: Eukaryota; Metazoa; Mollusca; Cephalopoda; Octopoda; Octopodidae
Product: protein phosphatase 1L-like
Exons: 1
Coding region: 314-709 (131 amino acids)
Molecular function (GO): cation binding
Source: RefSeq, a predicted model, not a curated record